AUGUCCAGCCUUACAGCCCAAGAAUCCUCUGCCAGCCAGCCCGACCUCCCCUCCAACCAAGGCACAACCGCGCAAACCGGCCCCGGGAAAGAUGACCCAAGCGUACCCUUCAAAGUUGGAAAUGAAGCUACUCGAGGCCUAGAUGCGAGCACAACUGACAAGACAACCUACGGCAAUAAUGCGAGUGGCACAAGCGAGGCGCGGAGGGGCGAGGAUCUAAGCUUCCAGCAGGAAGAGGAGGGAGAGGGGUUCGUGGGGAAGAAAACCGGGAGUGAGAGUUUGAUUGAUAGUGUUGAAGGGAGCGUGCAUGAGAGGGGGGAGGCUGAGCAUUCAAGGGCGAUGGGUUAG
Molecule: messenger RNA, 348 nt
Organism: Didymosphaeria variabile
Lineage: Eukaryota; Fungi; Ascomycota; Dothideomycetes; Pleosporales; Didymosphaeriaceae
Exons: 2
Coding region: 1-348 (115 amino acids)
Source: RefSeq, a predicted model, not a curated record